Molecule: messenger RNA, 1806 nt
Organism: Daldinia childiae
Lineage: Eukaryota; Fungi; Ascomycota; Sordariomycetes; Xylariales; Hypoxylaceae
Product: putative alpha/beta-glucosidase agdC
Exons: 3
Coding region: 1-1806 (601 amino acids)
Biological process (GO): carbohydrate metabolic process
Molecular function (GO): hydrolase activity, hydrolyzing O-glycosyl compounds
Source: RefSeq, a predicted model, not a curated record
AUGGACAUCAACAUAGACCAGACAGACUCGGGUGACCAAUUCCUGGAGUACAAUAUCAUCGGCGGUGUACUGGAUUUCUAUUUCUUAGCUGGGCCCAGUCCUUCCGAAGUUAGUCGACAGUAUGCUGAAGUUGUAGGCUUACCUGCUAUGAUGUCUUACUGGACCUUCGGUUUCCACCAGUGCAAGUAUGGGUAUUGGGACGUCAAUUAUGCGGCCGAAGUUGUUGCGAACUAUUCUACAGCAAAUAUCCCCCUCGAAACGCUAUGGGGCGAUAUCGAUUAUAUGGAUCUUCGUCAGGUUUUCACUACAGAUCCGGAGCGGUUUCCUUUACAUAAAAUGCGGGAGCUGGUUGAUACUCUACACAAGAGAGAGCAGCACUAUAUUAUGAUGCUUGAUCCCGGCAUUCAUAGAGCUGAUAACUACUCGACUUUCAUUAGAGGCGAGGAAAAAGGAGUCUUCCUCAAAGCUGAUGACGGAUCUAACUAUCGCGGAGUGCAAUGGGCUGGUGAGGUUGUCUGGCCGGACUGGAUCGCACAAAAUACCCAAGACUGGUGGACGAACGAGAUUUCGCUCUUUUUCGAUCCUGAAACUGCCAACCCUCCCCGCGACAAUACCGGACGACCUAUCCCCGGGUUUCUAGAUGACUUCCAACCAGCUCCAGCCGCCAAGUCUGGAAAGCUCCAGUCAAGGCAGACGACCGGUGGCCAAAUGAAGGGUCUUCCCGACCGCGACCUCUUCAACCCCAAGUACCGCAUCAACAACCACAAGGGUGAACUGAGCGACUCCACACUAUACAGUAACAUCACGAACGCAGACGGCACGUACCAAUACGACACCCAUAACCUCUACGGCCUCACCAUGAUAACCGCAACACGCAACUCACUCCUAACCCGACGCCCCGGAAGACGUCCGUUCGUACUAACACGCUCGUCCUUCGCAGGUGCUGGGUCCCGCGCUGCGCACUGGUUCGGCGACAAUAACUCGACAUGGUCGGACUACCGAGUAACUAUCCCGCAACUCCUAGGCUUCGCAGCUGUGCACCAAGUCCCCAUGGUGGGAUCCGACGUAUGUGGUUUCAACGGGGUCGCCGACGAGCACAUGUGCGCACGAUGGGCGCUACUAGGCGCUUUCAUGCCGUUCUACCGUAACCAUGCGGACAUCUCAGCUCCCGCCCAGGAAUUCUACCUCUGGGACCUGGUCGCGGGCCGCGCGCAAGGCUAUCGAUGCUCGCCGAUCGCCAACCCGUUAUUUUUCGUGUAUCCGGAGGAUGCGAAGACAUUCGGGAUCGAUACGCAGUUUUUCUACGGGGAUGCGCUGUUAGUUUCGCCUGUGACAGACGACUACUCCGAGUCUGUUACGUAUUACCUCCCCGACGAUAUUUUCUACGACUUCUGGACGUUCGAGCCGGUUCGGGGGACGGGUGCUACGGUCACUACAGAUAAUGUGAUGUGGACUGAUAUCCCGGUACAUAUCCGUGGCGGCACGGUAUUGCCGCUGCGGACGGAGUCGGCGAAUACUACGACGUUGUUGCGGCAGAACGAUUUCCAGAUUAUUGUUGCUCCGGGUUUGGAUGGCAAGGCGAAGGGGUCAUUAUACCUGGACGAUGGGGAUAGUCUGGAUGUGGGCGAUGCUAAGUCAGAUAUAAGCUUUACGUGGGAUGGGACGACGCUUAAGGCUGAUGGUACUUUUGGGUAUUCGACUGAGGUUAUGGUGGAGAGUGUGGUAGUUCUCGGUGGUGAGAAGCCGGUUACUCAGAAGGGACCGUGGUCUCUUGAUGGGCCAUUUGAAGUUACAUUUCAAUCUUGA